Molecule: messenger RNA, 1314 nt
Organism: Durusdinium trenchii
Lineage: Eukaryota; Dinophyceae; Suessiales; Symbiodiniaceae
Source: the annotation of a GenBank genome assembly
AUGGUUGGAACAGAUCCCGAUGAAGAACAGAAGACUCUGACUGCUCUCAAUGGUGCCGUUUGCACCAAGCAGAUGAGUGGCAGGAGGCAACAGCAGCGAGAUGUUUUCCACGAGGUCUUGUACAACGAACUCCUGGCCGAUCGCAGCAGCAAAUGCCGAGGAGCCUCAAAGCCAGGCCGAUCGAGGCUGCUGCCGCCCAUCAAGAAGGAGAUCCAGGUGGCUCCCGUUCCCGAGCGCACACAGGAGCCUGAUGUCUCUACUCGAGGUGCAGUCAUUGCAGGCGGCGCCACACGCACGGCCGAGGAGGCAGCGAGGUCGGCUGCGCACGCUGGGGCCCUCCGGGCGUUGCACAUCCGGGCAGCGCUGCGGCGGGAGGCGGACGCCAAGCAAGCGCAGAUGGUGCAGGUCCAGCCACCACCGUCGGCAGAGCAGCACUGCACCGCGCGCCCGAGAGCGACGCCAACGGCGGAGCUGAUGCCGAUUCUCUUCUUGCACCUAAGCCUUUGGAUCAGCUUCCAGGAGCUGGCCAUGUGUGUCCUUUCUUGCUCCACCAUCUUCAAGUCUUCUGAAGAGAUUUGCCGCUGGUUCUUCCACCAGGCUGUUGGCGUCGGUGUUUUCGAGCAGCUGCGGAGCCGUGUUCUUUCGUGCGCCCAGACGGCCUCGCCGCUCCGCUGGUUGGCCUUUGCUUCGAAAAGCCUGGCGGCUAAAGCAGCCGCGCGACGCAAAGGCAUCGCUGCAGGCUUGCACCUCUCGGCACUCAAAGACGGAGGCGUCAUCUAUAGCUGGCGGAGGUCUGCCGCCCCGGUGCGGUCCCCGGUGCGGUGUGGGGCGGCCGUUCGCAUGGUGGCUUGUGGGGGCGAUCACAGUUUGCUACUCACGGUGUGCGGCGCCUGCUUGGCCUUCGGGAAGAAUGACAUGGGACAGCUCGGUUUGGGUCACACCGAGGAUGUGCCUUCACCGCAGAAAGUGGAGAUUCCAGAGGCCACCCUGCAGGCGGCCUGUGGCGCCGACCAUUCGCUGUUGCUCACCUCUUCGAGCGCGCUGUGGGCGACCGGGCGAGGCUCUGAAGGGCAGCUUGGAGCCGACGUUGUGGUCAUGGGAUAUGCUUCCGAGGCAUGCUUCCGUGGCCUACUUGGUGCCUCUGAGGCACCCAGCCAUCCAGGACGAACGGGUCUUGAGCUUCUUCUGCAGUGUUCCAGCAGGUGCCGCGCAGGUCGCCUGUGGCGCCGAUCAUUCCGCCUUCUUGGACCCGCAAGGUCGAGCCUGGGCGUUUGGAGAGAACUCUCAAGGGCAACUGGGUUUGGGACAUUGUGA